CAGACUCCCUGUUCAGCGGCCUAGGGUUGGGGCCUGUGGUGGGCCUGGGCCUGGUCGGCUUCCUCCUGGUCCUCGUAGUGGUGGACGUCAGCUGCUACUUCCUGCGCCAGUGUGGCCUGCUCAUGUGUAUCACGCGCAAGCUCUGCAGCAAGAAGACGACCACCAGCGGCAAGAGCAAGGAGAUGGAGGAGGGCAAGGCCGCCUACCUGGGCGAUGGGUCCAAGGAUCCUAUCGUUGAGAUGAGAACGGAAGAGGAGAGAAUAACUAACCAUGAUGGGAGCCCAGUGCACGAACCCAACGAGACUACACCUCUCACAGAGCCAGAGAAGCUACCGCUGAAGGAGGAGAACGGGAAGGAGACGCUCAAGCCCGACAUGAUCGAGAUCAAAGUGCACAGCGACAACAGCAUCCACACAAAUCGGGACGACAGUAAAGCAUAAAACGUGUGUGCCGUUUUUGCCCCUCGCUGCAAACGAGAACAUUUCGGAGCAUCUUACCCUGAGAUCAAAAUACAGAAAAAAACACAAACACAUAAAAAAAUAUAUGUCCAUAAGGGCCCAGAGAAAAAGAAAAGUGUGUGUAAAUACAAAUAAGAGAGAGCAAGCCAGAGAGAAAGAGAGAGGAAGACCCCAACAACAAGCGUUUAUAUGUGACUAAUCAAUUAUAUUGUUUCUAUCCAAGAUGGCUCCAGUCAAGGACACUUUGUGUUGAUCAGUGAUUGUAAUGUUUCUUUUUUUCCUCUGACUUUGGUUUUGUUGUUGUUUUUAACGCCUUUGCUGUUGCUUAUCCGUUGCUUUUAUUUAUUUUCCUUCCCCCUCUUAUUCAAUCCCCAUUUGCGAAAACACCCGCUCCUAAACACAUGCAUAAACACAUGAACACAUACACACAUACACACCAAAGCUCUCUGUCACACAGAUAAGUACCGCCACUAUCAACUCCCACUCAAGUCUGCUGUGCCUGGUAAAAAGAUCUCCAACAGUAGCAUUUACAGAGUAAGCUACCCUACCCUCACUGCAGCAGUCUCGUCUGUAUUCUAUUGUGGCUCUGGUCUAAGAUGUGAUGUCUGGGCUGUCCUGUCUAAUGCUUGUGUACUACGCUACAUUCGCCCCUGUAUGCCUGAGUAUGCCCACUCCUCUUUGAGCUUCCGGCUCAGAGAAUGUUGAGCUUGCUCAUCGGUUAUGCCACCAUUUUGUUUUGUUUUUCUUUUAUAUAAGAUGAAAAAAUUAACAGAUACUUUUAAGGUACCUUUGCACAUUGUAGUGAUAUUCGUCUUGGUGUGUCUGAAUGAGAGCUUCCGCGUGUGUCUGCUGUUAUAAGUGUGAGAGCUAUUUUUGUGUAAAUAUAUUCAGCAUAUUUGAUCAAAAUCGUUUGCGUUAACUAUACAGACCGUCUGUCUCCAUUAUUUUACUAGUGUACCAUGUAUUUCCAUAAGGUGACAGCAUGACAGGAAAAAAAAUCUCUGAUAACAGCUAUUUGUUAGCCAGUCGGAAAGAAUCCCCCAAGAUCCAUUAUGGUUCUAGGUGGUUACAUCUGGGAGGACUACAUGGUCAGUACACAUGGUCUGUGUGGUCAGGAAGUAAGCCAGGAAAUGUUAAAUAUUUUGAACAGAAUAUGAACAUCGUUACACCUGCCACUGUUGACCAAUGAGCUGGCUUCAUUGUAGGGGAUUGUGCAAGGCUGUGUUUUAGCACUGGUUUUGAUGUGAUGCCAUGACCAAUAAUGUCAAAAACAGAGUACUGCUGUUUUUUUGGCAGAAAAUUCAUCUGUACCGAGCCCUUAGAGUUAUAGGUAAUGUUUCCUGUGUAUAUGUUAACCGUCUUCAUGGUGUAUCCGUAACCAGGCUACAGCGCUUGUUAUCUCACACAACAAUAAACAACAGAGACCAUUUUGUGUUAUUUCAUGGUUACUCUGCUUUACAUUGAAUGUUAUUUUAAUUCAUUUUUUUGCAGUAAAACAUUUUUUUGGGCCAUUUUUUCUCAAAGACAAGAAAAAAAACAAUUGAUGUUGACAUGAAAUAGAAAUGUGAAAAUAAUGUGGUUGUCAUACAGUUCUGUGAGUAGUUAUUGGGGAAAAAGUAGUCUAUAAAAAGGAAAAGACGGUUCUGUUCUCAACUGCUAAAGACUAGACUCCAACACACGGGCAUAAAGUAUUUCAGUCAUGCUAUUUAGAUUCACUUACAUUACAGCUGAUUUUAGUUUCAUGCCAAUAUUAAUGAUCAAAAACCAAUAACAUUUUUCUGUUCAUUUCCUGUAUCCGAUGUUGUCAUGUAAAUAGGUAAAGAAAAAAAAAGAUAUUUUACAAAGCUCGGGUAAAUAGACCCGGAAAAUAUGAGUCUUUUUUCAAAAGCAAAAACAGGCUUUCUUGUGUGAGUGCUCUCCAGCUGAAAAAAACACUUAUUUUAGUUCUGGUCCGACAGUUCAGUGACGACAUGACAGUGGUCUCUACUAUUCAUCACUUUACUCUCAAGAUACCACACACACAGUGGGCCCUUAGGCCACUUCACAUCAUUUCAAUGGAGGCUGUAAUAAAGAUAAUAGCAUGCCUUGGUUUUCCCACGGCCCAUUGUCCCCCUGGUCCCUUGCUGCAGUGGCAACAGUGUAAACCAUUAAAUAAAAAUUUAAUAGGCUUGUUUGCCAUUAGCCAAGGGAGCGGCGCACAUGAUCUUUGGAGACUGGACUGUUCCUUGCAGAGUCGACGUGACGGAUCCCGACGUGCUGCCCAUUAGUUUGUAAUUACCCUGUCGUUAAUUAUACGGUGGUGCUGUGAAUGCUGGGGAAUGUAGUAUUUGCCACUGCUUGAGAGCUAGGUGGACUCUGCUAGGGUAACUAUGGUUUUAGCACAGGCAGCAUACAAUAUUUGAGCACUGAAAUGUGUGUGUGCGUGUCUGUACAUGUAAGUAUAAGUCCAUAUGUGCUGUGUGCGUGUGCUGUGUGUGUCUUACACUGAAUUAAAAAACGGAUUAUCAUGUAUAUCGCUGUCAUCAAUUCUCUGGGUGGAGCGCUCUGCAUGUGUGUCUGAGAAUCCCCUCUACCCCUUUUUGCUCCAUUGGUUUUACCCCAUAAAACUGACUUUGUUUUCUCCCCAAAGCACGAUGUGUAAACUGUACCUGCCAUCUUGGAGUUGCUCUGUAGCCUGUUAAGACAACUGUAAAUAGGGAGCACAGUGCCUGAUGGCCAUGAGAUUUGUACAUGUUACUUUAUAUCUGAAUAUGAGUCUUUUUUCCCAUUCCCUCCUCCCAAAUCUCUCCCCCUCGGACUCCGUCUCUGUCUCCAUAGAGAGUACUGGUGUGUUUCUAGCUUUGUGGAUUGUGUCCCCCCCCUCUAGUCCCCUUCUGGACUGAGUGUGCUUACGCAGGUAGUGGAAACUGUCGACGUGGCCGUAACCUGUGGAACACCCUGUAACAAACCUCCUGUCAAUUUAUCAUCUGUAAAUAAACAUGUCCUGGUA
Molecule: messenger RNA, 3447 nt
Organism: Oncorhynchus masou masou (cherry salmon)
Lineage: Eukaryota; Metazoa; Chordata; Actinopteri; Salmoniformes; Salmonidae
Product: neural cell adhesion molecule 2-like
Exons: 3
Source: RefSeq, a predicted model, not a curated record